Messenger RNA from Plutella xylostella (diamondback moth), 1409 nucleotides. RefSeq lists its product as uncharacterized. Gene Ontology annotation, biological process: cellular response to oxidative stress. Gene Ontology annotation, cellular component: cytoplasm. Gene Ontology annotation, molecular function: glutathione disulfide oxidoreductase activity. The record is from RefSeq and is a predicted model, not a curated record. NCBI's taxonomy places the organism in Eukaryota, Metazoa, Arthropoda, Insecta, Lepidoptera, Plutellidae.
GUCACUGUCAGAAUAAAAUUUGCAUUCGCCAAAUUCGCUUCGGUUCGGUCGGAAUUUUUGUUAAUUUAACUGUAAUUAAUAUUUUAUGGGCUCACAAGCUAGCAGAGCUGCUAAGAUGGCCAGUUCAGCAGAAAUACAACACUUCAUUAAAGAAGCCAUCGCUGGAGACAAAGUGGUUGUAUUCUCCAAGUCAUACUGCCCCUACUGCAAGUUGGCUAAAGAUGUUUUUAGCAAAGUGAAGCAGCCAAUUAAAGUGAUCGAGCUGGACGAGCGCGACGACGGCUCUGUCAUACAGGAGCAGUUGUCUUCUAUUACUGGAUUCAGAACUGUGCCCCAAGUUUUCAUCAAUGGUAACUGUGUUGGGGGAGGCUCUGACGUGAAGGCUCUGCAUGAGAGCGGCAAGCUGGAAUCCAUGCUCAUUGGCUAAGAAGGAUGUGUAAAUGGUAGUUAUUUGUUCUAGCUUGUAAAUGGAGAAUGUAGUGCACUAAAGACAGCUUCUGGGAGGAUGUUAAAAGUUAUAUUGUAAUUUAAAUAAAAAUACUUACUUACCCGCAGUGGAUGAGUGAGGUGGGAAAUGGGUACAUUCAUAAUACAUAUACCGGCUCGGAGAGACCACAUUUUUAUCAAGCUUUGAAGUACAACUAUUUUGUCAUUAAGAUGUUUAUCAGUGUGAAUGGAGCCUAAGGGGAUAUGCACAAAGGUAGUAUUAACAUUUAAAACCUCCAAAAUAUCGUUAUCCAAUCUAGAAUUAAAUAUUAUCCAUGUUAACAAGUAAAAUUGCACAAACACGAAGUUGGCAUUGUGUACUACAUUCUCCUAAACUCUGUACAAAUAUGUUCUCAAAUUUGAUACAAAACUUAAAACCAUUGUAAACAUCUCGAUUUUUCUAUCUUGCUGUGAUUAGUAAAUUUGCGUUACUUAAUUCCAUUAGAUAUACCUAAAUUGUUCACAAUAUUUUUGCAAUCAUUUUAACUACCUAUUUUCAAUUGCAUAAAAGUACAAUUCAUAAGUACUUAUUAGGUACUUACUAUAAGUACCGUAGAAAAGACAAUACAUACUUAUUUAACACAAUUUUAGCAAUAACUGUUACCUACUGUACAAGUUUAAUUGUCAAAUCAAAUCUUACCUAAAGGAUGAAAUGAUUUAUGUUGUAUUCAAUAUGUACUUACCUAAGUAUAUUUGAUUUGAGAUUAUUACAUUAUUAUGCUGCACUACUUUGGAAUUUCUGUUUUUCGUUAAUGCAUUUGCAUCUGUAUUGUAUUCUGUAGUUUAUUUUGAAAAGUACAAGUCAAAAAUUGUCUGUGUAAAUUGAAAGUAAGUGUUUGAUAUGUAAGAAUUUAUUGAUGUUGAAUUUAAUUUAUUUUGUGUAACUUAUAUUUUUAUUAAACAUUUUGCAAUAUGUACAAGAA